AUGCUCUGGGCCCAGUUCCCGUCGGUCAAGAUCGUCCGCCAGGCCAAAGGCAAAUACUCCCCAGACGUCGACGAGCGCUGCUUCACGUACUGCUCGCAGACCGUCCGCGGGCGGGCAGAGCAGAGCGAGCCCCGGUGCCGGACCUUCUGCCUCCGCCGCGUCUUCGCGCACGAAGUGCAGCGCGCCAUCGCCGUGCACGAUGGCAAGCCCCCUCCCGCGCACGCCAAGAUCCCGCUCCCGCCCGAGGGCCAGAACAUCCCGUCGCUCACGCACAUCCUCAUCGGCGAGUCGCCCGAGGGCCAGGAAGGCCGCGCGCAGCAGGACGAGGUGCGGUACUGGGAGGAGGGCUACUACGUGUGGUUAAGCAAGAACAAAUGGGCGGCGCACGAGAAGCUCGACCUGAUGACGUUCGACCUCGAGCGCCAGGCGGUGUGGGCCAAGUACAAGCAGGACAAGACCGAGGCGUGGCAGAAGAAGCAGGUGCGCAAUGGGAAUGCUCAGGCGGAACAGGUAGCCAAAGGCGAUGCGCAGGCGGUCGGCGGCCGGUCAUCAGCGCGGAGACCGUUUCCUGACCUAGCUGGUCAAUCGAUUCUGCUCCCCAUGCCCCCACCCUUCCCGCCCCUCUGGGAACAGAUCGACCAGCUGCUCGCACCUUCCCACAAGCUGUUCGCACUCACGCAGUCGACGCUGCAGUCCGGGGACCAGCUCAAGCUUGCGCACCGGAUGUGGGAGAAGGCGCUGACGGACCAGCCGUUCGUGCUCGCGCGCAACGUCUGCACGCGCAUGUGGGACAAGUGGAAGAAGGGCCCGCCGGACGACACCGCGUAG
This is a messenger RNA of Rhodofomes roseus, 828 nucleotides long. RefSeq lists its product as uncharacterized. The transcript is spliced from 3 exons. NCBI's taxonomy places the organism in Eukaryota, Fungi, Basidiomycota, Agaricomycetes, Polyporales, Fomitopsidaceae. The record is from RefSeq and is a predicted model, not a curated record. Bases 1 to 828 code for a protein of 275 amino acids.